AUGUUAAUAAAAAUUUUAUUCAAAAAUUGCCAAAGAAAUUUUAACAACAAUAUUUUUUUUCGUGGAUUAUCAACAUUAAAAGAAAAAGUUAAUUUGCCUAAAUCAGAAGAUUUGUAUGAACCAAGGUUUGAGGUCAAGCGCCAUUACCCGGAUCUACAAUUGAUUAAUGUCAAAUUGAAGGCAUUCGACUUCCAAAUGUUGGAGAAGUUUCAAGUUUUUGUCCAUUGGACAGCUGAAAAUUUUGGUUUUGAUGUUGUUGAAUGUUAUCCAUUGGCUCAUAAAUGUGAAAAAAUUAAAGAAUUCAGACCUAAUUCAGUUACAAUUUCUACCGAAUAUGAACUCAAAACAUAUGCAAGAGUUGUUAGAAUUGGGCCUGUUCCAGCAAUACAACUUCCAUUAUUUGUUAUGAUGGUUCAAGCAAAUGCUCCUGUAGGUGUUCAAGUAAAUAUUAAAGAACAUGAAGCUAGUGAUGAAGUUGAAAGGUUUUUUUUAAAUUAGCUUGGGAAAGGAAUUUUUUGGGGGAAAUGUAUUGGGUUAAAAAUGGGCUUGGGACUUGUUCCUGCAGAUUAGUCUUUUUGGGGUCUAAAUUUGGGAUCUGAUAUUUCGGGAGUUUCACGACCGAUCUUAAAUAUGUUUUUAAAUGUGUGUUUUUUCUUAC
Molecule: messenger RNA, 658 nt
Organism: Meloidogyne enterolobii
Lineage: Eukaryota; Metazoa; Nematoda; Chromadorea; Rhabditida; Meloidogynidae
Source: the annotation of a GenBank genome assembly